Molecule: messenger RNA, 761 nt
Organism: Neurospora tetraspora
Lineage: Eukaryota; Fungi; Ascomycota; Sordariomycetes; Sordariales; Sordariaceae
Exons: 2
Coding region: 239-565 (108 amino acids)
Source: RefSeq, a predicted model, not a curated record
CCGAGUUCCGAAUGUCUUCCUAACCGAAGGGUGGCAUUGGUAUAAAGUCAACCUUGUUCCCUUGUUGUAAGUCUCUCUCCUCCUUCAUCAACACAUCCACUCAUUCAUACACCAAUCUUCACUUCACUAACCGCCGGCCGGUCUUUUCCUUCACUACAUCCCACUUCUCGGCAACCACCAGCUCGCCAGCCUUAAUACCAUCUACAUCUUCAUCCACCCAAACCCCCAAACAGCCAAAAUGAAGUUCACCAUCCUCACCUCCCUCUUCCUCACGGCUCUCUCCGUCAACGCUGCCGUCGUCGAGUCCGACACCUCCGUUCUCCGCCGGGAUAUCUUCGCCCGCCAAAACGCCAACCGCCCCGUUCCCAACGGCGCUUGCUGUGUCGCGAAUACCAGCUUGAAGCAGGAUAUUUGCAAGGUCAAUGGCCAGUCGGGGAAGUGCGUGCCUGCUGGCGUUAAUAACUGUGGCUCUCGCUUGACUUGCAUCGAGGACUCGAGGUUGACUUGCAACGCGAAUGUGUUGGAGAGGGGAAGGCCUUUGUGCAGACUUCGCAACGGUGCGUAAGGGGUUGGAGUUGAACAGGAAUUUGAGAUUUUUGGAUGCCGGAAUUGUUGAUGGGAGAAAAGGUCGGGUUGAGUGAUAGCUACCUCGACUGGGUCUCUGGUGUUGGGCUCGUGAUAAACAAAAAGAAGUGGGAUUUUACUUCAAACUCUGUUUCCUUGAUUUCGUGAUUACCAGAACCUCAAAUGUCAUGACCGAG